This is a messenger RNA of Toxotes jaculatrix (banded archerfish), 1191 nucleotides long. Its product is annotated as diencephalon/mesencephalon homeobox protein 1-A-like. The transcript is spliced from 4 exons. Bases 1 to 1191 code for a protein of 396 amino acids. Gene Ontology annotation, biological process: regulation of transcription by RNA polymerase II. Gene Ontology annotation, molecular function: RNA polymerase II transcription regulatory region sequence-specific DNA binding; DNA-binding transcription factor activity, RNA polymerase II-specific. Lineage: Eukaryota; Metazoa; Chordata; Actinopteri; Toxotidae. The record is from RefSeq and is a predicted model, not a curated record.
AUGCAGCACUACGGGGUGAACGGCUACUCUCUCCACGCCAUGAACUCGCUGAGCGCCAUGUACAACCUCCACCAGCAGGCGGCGCAACAGGCCCAGCACGCACCUGACUACAGGCCAUCAGUGCACGCACUCACUCUUGCAGAGAGACUGGCUGACAUUAUCCUUGAGGCCCGGUAUGGCUCCCAGCACCGAAAGCAGCGGCGGAGUCGGACGGCCUUCACCGCCCAGCAGCUGGAGGCCCUGGAGAAAACCUUCCAGAAGACCCACUACCCUGAUGUGGUGAUGCGUGAACGUCUGGCCAUGUGCACCAACCUGCCUGAGGCACGUGUGCAGGUCUGGUUCAAGAACCGUCGCGCCAAGUUUCGUAAGAAGCAGCGCAGUCUGCAGAAGGAGCAGCUCCAGAAACAGAAGGAGGCAUCAGGAGCAGCAGAGGCCUCUACAGAAGACUCCAAGACCGACCUCACCGCCAACGCCACCACCCUGGUUCCUGAGGCCCACACUCCUCCACCUCCCUCCUCCCUCUCAUCCUGUCACUCAGAGACAGAGAGGCUUGCAGCAGCACGACCCCAGCCUGAUGAGAUGAGCGUGGAAGUCAACGUCACCUCCCCUGAGCCAUCGGACAGCGAGUCAGCAGCAGAAGAUAAUGCUGACAGGGAGGAGGAGGAAAUGAGGGGUGAGACGAGGGUGAAGAUCAGGGAGGAGACACAGGGGGAGGGGGGAGCGCAGCCGGGGAGCAGCUCCCCAUCCUGCAAACGACUCAGCCCCACAUCAGACUCUCCCCUGAGCUCCCCCACCUUGCCGUCUUCCAGCAGCGUGACCAGCGGUUUGGCUCAGAGCAACUCCUACGCCUCGUCUCCCCUCAGCCUCUUCCGGCUGCAGGAGCAGUUUCGCCAGCACAUGGCUGCCACCAACAACCUCGUGCACUACCCGUCCUUUGACAUGAGCACGCCAUCCUCUCUGCCCUACCUGGGCAUGAACGUCAACAUGCCGUCCCCGCUGGGCUCGCUGCCCUGCCAGUCAUACUACCAGACCCUGUCGCAGGCCCAGCAGGUGUGGAACAGCCCGCUGCUGCAGGCGGCGCCAGGCAGCCUCCCAGGAAGCCUCAACAGCAAGACCACCAGCAUUGAGAACCUACGUCUGAGGGCCAAGCAGCACGCAGCCUCGCUGGGAUUGGACACGCUCCCCAACUGA